Messenger RNA from Drosophila virilis, 3337 nucleotides. RefSeq names its product integrator complex subunit 4 (gene IntS4). The record is from RefSeq and is a predicted model, not a curated record. Gene Ontology annotation, cellular component: integrator complex. NCBI's taxonomy places the organism in Eukaryota, Metazoa, Arthropoda, Insecta, Diptera, Drosophilidae. Gene Ontology annotation, biological process: snRNA processing.
GAUAGUUUUGCCGUCCUUAAUUUCACGCAAUUGUGUUUAACUACAUGUUUUGGCUGGGAUAAAAUCAAAGUACUCAACUAUAAAACUAUUAGUCACAGGCAUUGGUGCAAAAAUGGCUCUGGCCAUUAAAAAACCGCAGACUUUCAUUGAGACGAUAGUUGGUGUGCCGCCCCUGAAAAAGCUCCGCUUGCAGGCAUUGGCGGCGCCAACGAGCAAACCGAAAGCAAAACCGGAAAGGAAACUUCAAGUAUUAGGACUUCUUGAUCCUUAUCUACCGGUCAGUACUGGCAGCAAUAGCAUCAUUGUGCCUGGCAUUGGCACUGUGCCAGCUGCGAGCACCGGUGCCAGCAACACUUGCCAGACGAAGGAGCUACUGGAAGUGCUGGUUAAGAUUACAGACGAAAUUACCUACGAGAAUGUGCAGAUAGCCGAGUUAAAGGAGACCGCCACAAAGAUCUUUCAGCUGUAUCAGCUGCAGGAACGCGACAGCGACACCUCGGUGCGUGUGAAACUGCUGGAGCUGCUGUCGGGUCUGGGUUGCGAGUGCGGAACAGAGGAGGGCAUCACCCUAAUCAUCGACUACUUCAUCUACCUGCUGCGCAAGGAGACCUCACAGAAGGUGCUCGCCCAGGGCAUGAUGUGCCUGUUUCGCAUUGGUCAGCAGCGUCGCCAGAUGGUGCCGCUAGCAUACAACACUCAAGUGGCGCACCUAGCCAAAGAGUUGCUACGAAGCGGGUCCACGCACACACAGAAGAAUGCAAUGCUGGUGAUAGGACGAUUUGCCACCUGCCACGAGAGCGAGCGCCAGUAUGUCUGGAAGCUGGCCUUCUACAUCGAUUCACAGGACUCAGGCGUGCGUGCCCAGGCGCUGCAUGCGCUGCUGACACUUGGCGAGCGGGGCUCCCAUCUGCCGCCGGUGUUGUACAAGCGUGCCGUCGAAGCCAUGAAGGAUGACUACGAGUGCGUGCGCAAAGAGGCGUUGCGUCUGGUGCACAUGCUCGGCAACCGGCAUCCGGACUACAUUAUCAACGUGGAGCGCCACCACGAGGACAUACGCAUGAUCGAUGCAGCCUUCAGCAAGGUGUGCGAGGCGCUCUGCGAUCUCUCGCUGCAGAUACGUGUGUUGGCCGCCGAGCUGUUGGGCAGCAUGACGCAUGUCAGCAGCGAGUUCCUGCACCAGACGCUGGACAAGAAGCUGAUGAGUAAUCUGCGGCGCAAGCGCAACGCCCACGAACGGGGCGCCCAUCUGGUCACCAGCGGCGAAUGGUCGUCGGGCAAACGAUGGGCGGACGAUGCGCCGCAAGAGCAUCUGGAUGCGCGCACCAUUUCACUAAUAGCCAGCGGGGCCUGUGGAGCACUUGUACACGGCCUAGAGGAUGAGUUCCUGGAGGUGCGCACAGCUGCGGUUGGCUCAAUGUGCAAGCUGGCCAUGUCGCAUCCGGAAUUCGCGGUGACCAGCUUGGAUUUCCUGGUGGACAUGUUCAACGAUGAGAUCGAGGAUGUGCGCCUGAAGGCCAUCUACAGCCUGACGGCCAUUGCCCGACAUAUAGUGCUGCGUGAGGAUCAACUAGAGAUCAUGCUCGGUUCCCUAGAGGAUUACUCAGUUGAUGUGCGCGAGGGCCUGCAUCUGAUGCUCGGCGCCUGCCGCGUCUCCACGCAGACCUGCCUGCUGAUGGUCGUGCAGAAGCUGCUCGAUGUGUUGGCCAAAUAUCCACAGGAUCGACACUCGACGUAUGCCUGCAUGCGCAAGAUUGGCCAGAAGCAUCCGCACUUGGUGAUGGCCGUCACUGGGCAUCUGCUCUAUGUGCAUCCGUUCUUCGAGACGCCCGAACGUGAUGUCGAGGAUCCCGCCUAUCUGUGCGUUCUUAUUCUGGUAUUCAACGCCGCCGAGCACCUGGUUCCCAUCAUCAGCCUGUUGCCCACGGCCACCCACCGGCACUAUGCGUAUCUGCGCGAUUCCAUGCCCAAACUGGUGCCGCAGCUGCCCAUCGAAGGCGCCUCCUCUGUCUCCACAACAAAGCGCGUCGAAGAUGCCCUCCAGGCCGCCGGCAGCUCAGCGGAAUAUCUGCAAAUGAUUCUCAACCAUAUUGGCGAGAUAUUCACGAUGACAGACGAGCGCGUUGAAUUGCUCAAGACGGCCCAAUCGAAUCUCCAGCGCUUAGGUGCCAUCGACUCGGAUAUGUAUGGCCCAUCGAACUUCCUGGAGACCUUCCUCUCGGCGCAGAUACAAAUCGAGCAGAUGCAGCGCUGCGCCAGAACCCAGCGCAGUCGUGUGCCGCUUAAGGAGUCGCUGGCGGAGCUGAUACGCAACUGCCUGAAGUUGCAGCACACGUUCUCCGGGCUCAACUACGGCGACAUUCUGCAGGUGAAGCAGCUGCGAUUGCGCGCCAGCGCCCUGCACUUGGUGCUAGUGGUGCGCGACAGAUCGCAAAGCGCGCUAGGUCCUUGCCAGAUGCUGUUGCAGACCGCCGGCGACAUUAGCGCGUUUAUGCGCAGCCGCAGCACCAGCAGUUCCUUUGGCGAGCAGAAGAGCAUGGAGGUGGACCCAAAACUAAAGCUGAAGCCUCAGUUGGGAGAGCCUGAACCGGACAGCUUUACCCGCUCGCUACUGUCCAAGCUGGACGCGAUUGUUGACCCGAAGCCGGGACGCGUAUUUCGAGAGAUUCUGCCACUGGUGCAGCAUGCGCCGCCAUUGGCGCUGCCGCCGGCCAACGAGAAAAUUCGGCGCUGCAUGGCCAACAUAUUAGAGCCGUGUCCGGUGCAGUCGCAGGAUAACGUUAUCAAAGUGACCGCCGGCCUGAUUGCCGCCGUGCCAUUCGUGGCCGAGAUUGACAAUCUAUUGGAGUCCCAGAAGGCGGACAUGCGCAUAAAAAUCAAGUACCCAGACCAGCACAUGCACACCGUGGUGCCCAAGAUGACCGACUUUAAGCCCAUCAUGACGGAGCAGGGUGAGCACGAGACGAAUGUACGAUUGCGCACAACCAUUCUGCUCUCGCACAGCGUCUGGACGGAGGCGUCAUUGGUGGAGAUACAACUGUGCCUGGCCGUGCGACCCGGCAGCGAGCUGGAGCUGUGCAAGCCCGCCAAGGUACUCUUUGCACCCAAACCAGUGCGGCGGGGUAUUUAGCCAACUGGCGAAAACGGGAAGCGGCCAAAAAAACUGACAACGUGUACAUUACCAAAAACACACACGAGUAUAUCAUAUGUUAAUGCAUAAGUAUGUUUAAUUCAAAAAAAAAAAAAAAAAACAAUCGCCUUAAAAAUUUUGUGAUUGUGGUCGAUGCAUCGCUAAAUGAAAUAAAAUUAUGAAAUACGCUUUCAUUACAAUGUACAAAUA